This is a messenger RNA of Ooceraea biroi (clonal raider ant), 3832 nucleotides long. RefSeq names its product coiled-coil and C2 domain-containing protein 2A. Gene Ontology annotation, biological process: non-motile cilium assembly; protein localization to ciliary transition zone. Gene Ontology annotation, cellular component: ciliary transition zone. NCBI's taxonomy places the organism in Eukaryota, Metazoa, Arthropoda, Insecta, Hymenoptera, Formicidae. The record is from RefSeq and is a predicted model, not a curated record.
AUAAAUUAUAAAACUAUUAUUUCAUUACAAGCUAAUGUUUAUAUCGAUAGUUGGUAACAAUAAUUAUUUAGCGAUCGGUAAUACUUCAUGCUCUUGUACAUCUCCAUAAGAUGCCGCUAAGAUUUCAGUUUUCGUUUGGUAUUGCCAUGGAGAUUGUUACCAUAGCAACUAAUUACAUUGAAACAAAACACUAACGGGAAGUCUAUGUCAUAUGACAUUUCAUGCUUAUAUAUGACUCUAUAAUAAUAAAACGUAACUUAAAAAUACUCUACUGUGUUAAAUAUCAAACAAUUUAAAAUUCCAUGUUGUGUAAAUAAAUUUUUGUGUAAAUCAUUUGUAAUUGUAAAAUGUCUUCCUCUCACAUCGACUUUGUAACUGGCUCGACACAGCAGUCGCAAGAUAACGCCGAAUUAGAUCUCAGCCUCUGCUAUGCAUAUCCGGUGAUCAAUAACGAUGAAGAAACCGGUAGCGUGCUUACGAAAAGUAAAGAAACAUCACGAACGCGGAAUGAUAAAAAUUCAUGGGCCGAGGAUGGCUUGUACAUUUCCGAAAAUCCCUUCACCAACAGGAUAAUAAAGCCAUACCAACUGGAUAAUGUUAAACCGUUAGAUUAUGAAUCAGGAGCACAAUUUCGUGGAAAACUCAUGGAGAUCGCAAUACGCGAAGUUCGCCUUCACGCCCCUCGCGAGAAUCAGUCCGAAUCGACGAUCGAGGUUGCGUCGGUCUCCGUAUUGUUUAAACGAAAAGUGAUAUGCAAAAUGAACAGCCCGUUCAAUAGGGAGCUGUACAAAUUGCUGAUCAGAAAUUGGGAAUGCCACAAUCUCUCGAUACAAGUGCACACGCGCCGUGGAGAAUCAAGCACACUCCCACUGCCGCUACCCCAACGCGACGUAAAGGAUCAUAAAAUUGAAAUUGACUUCGCAGUUGACGGGAAACCGAAUGGGACGCACGCCGGCACUGUCACAUGUACCGUGUCCCUUUCGACAUAUGGCUCCUGCCAGCAAGAAGAAAGCAAAACAUAUCUCUGCAAACCGAGCAAUGAUCCGAACGAUCCGCAGAACGGCCUCUACCUGCCCAAGCUACGGAAACAUUCUAGUCGGAAGAAAGACAUUAAGUAUUUUCUACUGGCGGACCCAGCUUUGGUUUUUGACGCCGAGAUGCCUACGACGCGUAGAAAGUUCACAGAAGAUUGCAAAACUCCGGACAUUGUCGUGACCGAGCAGCCUGCGUUCUCUUUGUUGGAUGUGUCCCUGAAAAAUUUCUUCCAAGCCAGCCGCCCGCUUCGACCAUCAUCCAAUACCCGUAGACACCGAGUCGUAGGAAGAACGAUUCUUUCCGUCACGCUUCUGAGAGGGGUGGAAGUCCCGGUGAGGGAAGAAUCGGCACUAGUCUCACCACUUCUGGAAGUAGAAUGGGGCAAUGUUGUUCAUGCUACUUCUGUAGCUGAUGGGCCCGCGCCAGUGUGGCAACAGACAAUGCACUUCGAAUUGCCCAAGCAAAGCGGCGAACAUUAUGUUAAGUUCCGUUUGUACGAUCAGCAUCCUGUUUGGGGUCAACAGUGGCUGGGCGAAGCAAGGAUCCCACUCGAACGUCAUAGAAAUUAUCAGGAACUCGAGCGAUGGGUAGCUUUAUCCCCUCUGCUGAGUCCGGUGCUGUCGUUCGGCUACGUGCAAGCUAGUCCUGGACAAUCGCACACUAGAAUCUAUGUGUUAAUGAAACUGGAGCAACCUGGAAACACUAAUUCCGUAGAGGCUAAUGCUAUUGAUACCUUGUUGAAAGGGAUCCAACGUUGCAUGACAACUCCUUAUAAAGUAAUUGAUGUUGAGACGAUUGACGAUGCGGCACGGCUUGUUAUGCUUUUACCAUCAUUACCUAUGCAUUACGGUCCGGUUGCUCCACGCCAAGCGUUAAACGUGAAUAAGGUGGAUCAUUAUGGCAGAGCAGCCCUGCUAGCUACGCUGCUACAGGGUUUUGGCCUGCAAUCGUACGUUUUGUUGGGCUCCUCGCAGAUAAGCAAAUGGACUGCAUUUGUGUUAACUAUUGAAGAUAAUGACGUUGUCUUAUGGAAUCCUGAGAUCGCCGAUCAUUAUAAAUUAAGUGACAGUCGCUGUUCAUUGAUGAAAGUAUCCCGUUUAAUCAAUCAUUCUGGGAUGUGGGAGAAUAUGCAAAAGUCCAUUUUACCUCACAAUUUAAAAUAUAACGUAGCGAUUGGCAAAGACUGGCGGCCGCUUGCACCUGUAAAUGCAUCAAGCAGCAAUAGGCCCGUUCAAACAUUGGAAUUGACUAUCACAGCCGAGGAAGAUGCGCAAGAGAAAGAAAAAGCGGCACAAAUGGAGCAAUUUUUACGAGACAAAUUGUCGGGUUGGCGUAGUGCUCUUGGUUUAACAACAAUAUUUAAUCGUCAUGCAGUCAGCGUUCUGCGAGGUUUUGUUUCCAAUAUCCCAAACGACGUGAGACCUCAACUGGACAAACGAGACUUGAAACAGUUGUACAGGGCUUAUCAUACGCACGGUUUCCUCCUGAAUUUACGUCAGACUACUCUUGACGAAUUGGCGGAACAAAUAGCCGCCACGAAGGUUCAUAAUAUUACGGGUCCCAUCGAAUUCGCUCUCGUUUGCCACAUACAGCGAUAUAUCGGUAAAGUGAGCUCGAUAUGGUUGGCUCUAGCGAUCUUACGGAGCCGUAGUUAAUCGUUAAUUUAUGAAACAUUGCCACUUUCGAAUGUAAAUCAAGAUAUGUCUGGCGUAUCUUGAUUAAUUGUAUUGAUCAUGAGUUUUAUAAGAUAAAAGAAGUAAUAAUCUUAACGAGGAAUGGUUUAAUAACCAUAACGAGGAAUGGUUUUAUAGCGAUAACAUAUUGUUUUUUUGUGAACUGCAUCGUCUUUCUUGCAGUGUCUUUACAUUCUUUCCUCUCUGUGAAAUCUUUUGUUAACUCAUUAUUUGUUUAUAACAAUUAUAAUUGUUUAUCAACGGCUUGUGUUAAAAAAGAAAAGAAUAGCAAUAUUACUGAAUAAUGUACACGCGGGAGCGUGCGCGCAUGUAAUAUGUAUGAAAUUAGAAUUAGAACUCGUUCUUCCUGUAUGUACGCGUGAGUGCGUAUGUAGAGAUAUGUACACGUAUAAAUUAUAUUAUUUUAAAUUAUAAUCACCUUACCGUUAAUAAGUGUGCUAGUAGUGAAAGUAGUCGUAAUUCAUGCUUCUUAUCCGACGCUAAUCGUUGUCCUCUUUUCAUUCGAGUUUUCUUAUUUCCUAUUAUCUCUUUAAACAUUGUAAUGAGUUUUAUCAAAAAUUUCUUUUCGAAGAAAUUAAAAGCUUUUUUCUUUAUGGACAUUUUAGUAUAAUAGAAUAUUAAUUUUAUACAAGUACUACACUUUUCAGUUGAACAUAGAUUCGGUGAAUUGCUAAUUAAAAUGUGUUUAUAUGCAAACUCCAUAAACAUAUAGGAAAAUAAAAUGCAUAAAUUAUACAUUAUACAUUAUUAUAUCGCUGUUCGAGUUAUUAUAAAAAAUAAAUAUAUAUAUAAAAUUUAUUAAUUGUAUAAAUAAAUGCUGGAUUUUAAUGAAUGAGGAGAAAACGAUCGAUAGAAUUAAACAUGUAUUUCAUUCACUCAUAUUGAAAACUGUCCAAUAGUUUCUCGAUGUUUUAUCUUCUCAUACAGUUGCAUAUCAGUAAUAUAUGUCAUGAAGUAUUAUGAUGUUUCGUAUUAUAUAUAAUUGUGUCCUACUUGUCUCAUACGUUUAAUGCAACUUCCCUAAUCUGUGCUUGAUAUUUAUCGCUUUUAAACUAACGGCAGUUUUAUAAUUGUUUAAAGUACAUGUGAUAAUAAAUAACAAU